Messenger RNA from Lichtheimia ornata, 927 nucleotides. RefSeq lists its product as uncharacterized. The record is from RefSeq and is a predicted model, not a curated record. Lineage: Eukaryota; Fungi; Mucoromycota; Mucoromycetes; Mucorales; Lichtheimiaceae. The coding region runs from base 1 to 927 and encodes 308 amino acids. Gene Ontology annotation, molecular function: ATP binding; DNA topoisomerase type II (double strand cut, ATP-hydrolyzing) activity; DNA binding. The transcript has 12 exons. Gene Ontology annotation, biological process: meiotic DNA double-strand break processing; reciprocal meiotic recombination; meiotic DNA double-strand break formation. Gene Ontology annotation, cellular component: nuclear chromosome.
AUGAAUGAUCCUCCUCAAAUUACAAGCAAUGGCACCAACACUGGCAAUCAACCACAACCACGGGAAUCGGUUAUUGCAUCCAUUGAGAGAACCAUCUUGUCAGUGGUUCAACGUAUGGCUCUUGGCAAGUCUUUGGAACUUCCUUCAUUUGGUCGACCCCAAUACAAUCGCACAAACAAGAAACAGAAAAAGACACGCGUUCAUGCAGCCCUGCAGCAGCAGCGAACCGCCAGCUUGGAUAUUGCAAAGACGUUUGCAUGCUAUUUAAGGGUCUUGGAGAUCAUCCAUGAAGCACUUGUAACAAGCGAGGUGAUAUCAAAACGCGACAUCUAUUACAGAGAUAUUGCAUUGUUUGGAACACAAAGCGUGGUGGAUAAGACAGCAGCAUCCAAAGGUCUUGUAUUUGGUCCAGCAAAAAUCACGCUCAAGAAUGGCAAAGUCAUCGAUUGCUCCACACGUGGUGGUGAUGGUGAAAUGAAUCAGGACUUGGACACGGAUGAUCAGGGAGUCUUGAUCCCACCCGCGAAUCAAGUUGCACAUAUGGAAUGGGACGCUGAUUUCUUAUUGAUCAUUGAAAAAGAGGCAAGCUUUCGACAUUUGGUGGCAUCGGGUUUCAGUACCAUGUUCCCCACAGGGAUGCUUAUCACAGGAAGAGGCUAUCCGGACCUUGCCACUCGUCAUAUGGUCAAAUACAUGUCAGCCCAAGAUCGAACGCUUCCAAUUAUUGCACUUGUGGAUUGUGAUCCCUAUGGUUUGGAUAUUUACAGCGUGUACAAAUGGGGAAGUCAAGCGCAAGCUUUUGAUUCACCCAACUUGGCUGUUCCAAGCAUCCAAUUCCUUGGCUUGAGUAUGCAAGACCGAUCAAGAUUUGGUAUCCCUCAUUCAGCCUAUGCCCCAUUGACCGUGCGUGAUCGUCCAAGGCCAUGA